CUUGUGUUUUUGUAAACCUUAAUGGAGCUGAUUGCGAUCAGCUUGACGUUGGUCAGCAGCAGAUAACACAGCGUUUUGCGGGCUGGUGCUGAGUUGGGCUUUCCACUGAUGGAGCAACCGGCUUGUUGGAGACGUGAUGCGAGGAUGACCAUGGCUCAGGCUGGAGCCGUCGUUGCAGCGGCCGCGGGACUCCUGGUCUUCUUCCUCUACUCCUCCAUCCACAAGGUCGAGGAGGGGCAUCUGGCCGUCUAUUACAGGGGUGGUGCAUUGUUAUCUAGUCCAAGCGGACCAGGCUACCACAUCAUGCUCCCGUUUGUUACCACCUUCAAAUCUGUGCAGACCACGUUGCAGACUGAUGAAGUGAAAAAUGUGCCUUGUGGGACAAGUGGCGGUGUUAUGAUCUACAUUGACCGAAUAGAAGUUGUCAAUAAAUUGGCACCAUAUGCAGUGUACGAUAUUGUGAGAAACUACACUGCAGACUAUGAUAAGACCUUGAUCUUCAAUAAAAUUCAUCAUGAGCUGAAUCAGUUCUGCAGCGCCCAUACCCUGCAGGAAGUAUACAUUGAGCUGUUCGAUCAGAUAGAUGAGAAUCUGAAGUUGGCCCUGCAGAAAGAUCUCAAUGUUAUGGCACCAGGUCUCACUAUCCAGGCUGUGCGUGUUACAAAACCCAAAAUCCCAGAAGCCAUCCGAAGAAAUUUUGAGCUAAUGGAGGCUGAGAAGACCAAGCUGCUGAUUGCAGCCCAGAAGCAGAAAGUAGUAGAGAAGGAGGCGGAGACGGACCGGAAGAAAGCGCUCAUUGAGGCGGAGAAGGCUGCUCAAGUGGCCAAGAUUCACUAUCAACAGAAGAUUAUGGAGAAGGAAACUGAGAAGCGAAUUUCUGAAAUUGAAGAUGCUGCAUUCCUAGCAAGAGAGAAAGCAAAAGCUGAUGCGGAAUACUACACUGCUCGGAAGCUGGCCGAUUCCAACAAGCUGAAACUUACCCCCGAGUAUCUGGAACUAAUGAAGUACCAAGCGAUAGCUGCCAACAGCAAGCUGUAUUUUGGUGACCGCAUCCCCAACGUGUUUCUGGAUUCCUGUGCCUUCCAGCAAGCCAGUCUGAGGACCGCCCAAGAACCAGCCUUCCUUCACAGGAGGCCCCAGACACCUCUGGAGAAAGCCACCUCAGAGCAAAGGAAAGCACUGGCUGACAGAGGUAGAAAAAUACCCGGUGUAGCUCAACAGCUAGCCCAGCUGUGAAUGGGGCUGUUGCCCUGUGCUGGUGGGGCGGAUACAGCGCAUGUGUGGACAUCCUGUGUAUUAGGUGGCAGUUGGGGUGAUUUUCUUCUAGCAACACAUUGCAAGUGCUCUGCCUCUUCCGUUUCUUCCCCUAUUAAAUUGGUGCUUCCAAAUGAGGGAUAAUCCUGUACUAACAUACCUAUACUGGAAUAUUAAAAGACAGACACCAGGAAAGCCUUCCGCAGUAGGUGCAAUUAUUUAGCAAGUGUUACUCUGGAGGUAGGAGAUGUGGCUUUGAGUGCUACGUUGCUGCACACUGGUCAUUGCCCAGUGCUCCUUGCUGAGGCAGAACGAGGAGGUUUCCUUUGUCCUGCCAAUGAAGCUUUGCUUUGUGGACUCCGAGGCAAGUUUCUACUGGCGCUGUCUAACUCGCCUCAAGAACUCCAGUGAGUGGGCUCUCCUUGGCCAGCGGAGGCUGUGUGUUCCUGCUCAGGGCAAGGCCUGACGAGGAGUGGUUUGGUGUGGAAUGGGUUAUAUGAAUAGGAUCUCCAUAGAUGUAACCUUCUUUCCUUUAGGCAAUGGUACUAGAUACCGACUCAGAGCAAGCAAUCUCUAACAGGCUUCUGUAACUCCCCUUCUCCAAGCAAGAGCGUCAUGCUGGCUGCCCGUGACUGACUGUAGUACGUUUCAGCUGGGCAGCUGAGUCUCGCCUUGCAUCCUAAACCAGAUUCCGGAGUGCGUGGAUCACCUCUGAGCAGCUGGUUGGCAACAGAGCUGGCAAAUGUUUGCCAGGGAAAGGGGGCUGAAUUUCCACUGCUCUGCCUCGCUGAUGAAAGCGAAUGGGAAGAGAAGAGCGAAGGCUCCCCGCUCUGCAGCAAAUCAGAUGUUUGACACCUCAGCUGCAAAGUAGGUGAGGCAUCGCUGCUCCCCAGUGCAAAAUCCACUGCUCCAAGAAGAAGCUGGACUUGCCUCAUGUGUUCUUGAGCAGCUGCGGUCGAGAGACUGUUGCUGGUCCUCUCAUUGCUGGCCAGGCUUUGCUGUGUUGCAAGGUUUUUGACUCGUGAGCGGUGCUAGCCGGAUGAUCUUUUCUCCUGGUGUGCAUUGUAAUAUAUCAAAUCCCCGCUCCCUGUGUGCCACUGCAGGGUGAGAAAAAGAGGUGUGCUCACGGAGGGAAAUCUGCUGGUAUGAUCUGCGUUCCUCUUUUCCUCUGUCCUCCCCUUUGUCUGUGAGGACAUGCUUGUUCUAGGACCUGUUUCUCAUCGCAUUCUGCGGUGAUCCCAGAAGACGAUGGCUGGGGAGGCAACUGGCAAGAUCUUGAGCUGAAGCACUGUUCCCCAGAGGGCAGCACUGCAGCAAUGCCUGCCUCUGAACCCCGCUGCCUGUUCCAAGACUGCCUCUCCUCCGCCAGCCUGGGAUAUCUGUAUGUUCAUCCUGCUUUCCUGUCCGGGCCAGUUGGCGGUGAUGGGCCAGUUGGUGCUGGCAUUGAGAUCUUCUGUCCCUGGCACUGUCUGCAGCCUUGUGGCAAUGGGAAGAACACGCUUAGGUUUUGCCUUUGUGAAAUGUUCAACCCAAAACAAAUGGCUUGACUUCACCUCUGCUAAUAAUUUCCUCAAAUGAGAUGUGUGGGCUUCAGGCUUUCCAGUGCUGCUUUCCUAACCUACACAGGCUUUCCAAGCCCACGUGGCUUGACUCAGAGGAUGGCAGUGUCUCUUCUCAAGGAAGUUUGGCAACAUACGGUGCCUUACGGUGUCUCAGCUUCUGCCCUGGCUGCUUCUCCUCCAUCUCUGCGGCAGAACAGGGAUGGAUUGACCCUGUCUCUCCUGCUGCCACCACUGGCCAGCUUGGGUAACAUGUGACUCUGGGAGCUUGCAGCAGUUUCAAGUGGUCUGUCUUUCCACCGUCUGUCCUUCGUCCGUCUGUCUGCAAACUCCCAAGGCCUGAUUGGUGUUCUGCUUCAGGACACCAGCUCCUUUUCAAACCCAGCCAUGGCAGGAGCAGGGGACCAGCACCCCACCCCAGUGAGAGGCCAGCUGAAGGUGCUUGAGCACCAAUCCUGGCUUCCAGGGAGGUCGUGGGUGAGCGUGCUUCCCUCGUGCUCUGAGGAUGGAAGGAAGGGUACUGCUGUCACCAGGAGGAGAGGUUUCUGAAGCGUUUUCUGUACGCACCUGGUGCACAGGGGGUUGUGGCACAGCCCUGUGCCUUGCAGGUCCCAGCCUAGGGAGCACUAAGCUGAGCAUUUUGCAUGGGGGAGCUCACAUCUUCACCUGCAGAAGGCUUGGGCAAACACUGCUCUCCUGGCAAAGAGCAGCCUUUAAAGGAUGCUGGCGAGCACAGGAGCAGGAAGGAUGUCUGCCUGUCGCGCUGGAAGGCAGCUCGGCCAGCAGGCAGGGCAGAGUUGAAACCCGUGGCUGAUGGCAGGAGAGGAACAGGCAGGCACAGCGUUAGCCCUGUUAGACCUUGCAGUGCCCUCCUAAGGGGCAGGGCAGUGGGGGUGGUAGCAUAUUUUGUAGCUGUGGUGGUUGAAAUGACUUCUGGAAGUAUUGUUUGACUUGCCACGGUCCCAUUUCUCCUGUGGGAAGGGCUUCGAGGAGUCAGUGGAGUUGCAUCUCUUUGACCCUCCACCUCCUUGGUGUUGCUGGCCUGCAGCAGCCACUUGGAUUGUAUUUUUGGACAAAGGCAGGCUUUUUAGAACAGAAGCACUGCUGGAGGAGACAUGGACUUGUCUCCAUGUGGUGCUCACUGAGGUUGGGCACUACCCAGUGCUGGCAUGGGGCUGGGUGGACAGGGUAGGUUCUGCCAGCCUGGAGAUGACAAGAAGUAAGGGAUGAGGGGAACCAUGACAAGCAAUAACCAGGCAGCUCACAGCUCUCCUGUGGUGAUCAGAGUGAGAUCCCUGCGCAGGGAGUGGGAAAGCCUUCAAGGCCACUGCAGGAAGAGCUGCUUCCCUUUGGAUCUGAACCUCAGUGGGUCUCACUGCGGCUGUCCGGGUGGAUGCAUGACUUUGCUGUUAGUGGCUGUCCGUCUGGCUAAAUGUUGUCCUGCUCUGGUUGGGUAUGCAUCAGCCAGAGGUGGCCCAUGUGGUCUGAGGGACACCGAGAGAUGCUUCUGUGGCUUGAAGUCCUGCAGCAAGGUGUGUGUGAUGCAUGGUGCCUUCUGCGAAAACCUCCUCUGUCCCUCUCUGCUUCCCUAGCCCUCUGCUUCGGGAGCCGGAGUAGGCGUGCAAGAGGAGGGAAUCACCAUGGCUUUAACACCUCUGUCUAGGCUUUGCGUCUCUCAGAGCUGGGAGUUGCAGAGCGGGAAUAUGGGUGCAGCCAGGAAUGUGGGAUUGAACUGUUUUUUCUUCCCCUUCAAAAAGGCCUCUGUGCUCCUGUGUGACAGAAGGGGUCUGCGACUGGAUCUGCGCCUUCUUUAAGGAAAAACAAUAAGUACGGUCAAGUUUACAUGCACAGUGUUAAGUUCUUUCGAUAAAGCAGAAUAAAAUUAUUUUGUUACUGUU
Messenger RNA from Chroicocephalus ridibundus (black-headed gull), 4711 nucleotides. RefSeq names its product ER lipid raft associated 1 (gene ERLIN1). The record is from RefSeq and is a predicted model, not a curated record. Gene Ontology annotation, molecular function: cholesterol binding; ubiquitin protein ligase binding. Gene Ontology annotation, cellular component: endoplasmic reticulum membrane; endoplasmic reticulum. Gene Ontology annotation, biological process: SREBP signaling pathway. Lineage: Eukaryota; Metazoa; Chordata; Aves; Charadriiformes; Laridae.